This is a messenger RNA of Salmo salar (Atlantic salmon), 4661 nucleotides long. RefSeq lists its product as uncharacterized. Lineage: Eukaryota; Metazoa; Chordata; Actinopteri; Salmoniformes; Salmonidae. Gene Ontology annotation, molecular function: protein dimerization activity. The record is from RefSeq and is a predicted model, not a curated record.
CACAAACCAAUCGGGUGCCUUCACCCCAUCCCAGACCUCAUCAUCUUCUUCCCCCGUCUCUCUGACCAUCUCCUCCUCCCUGAAGACCCCCAGCUUCCUGGGCCAGUCCUACUCCUUCAGGAUCUGUUCACCUAUUGCAGGGGACCAGGGCACAAGGGCCCCAAGCCAGGGCACCAUGGAAGGCCCAGACGGAGUGGCCCUGCCUGGGGGCUUCACCCUUAUCCAGCUCCCUAAACCUGGAGGUACUGGUGGUUCUCCCCGGCUAUCCAAACUAAUCAGAACCACAGCCGUGGGUGAAGCGGUAGCAGCCAGAACUUCGCAGCAAGGAGGUUCUCAUCUGGAGACCAAAUCUUCCUCUGGACCUGCAGGUGGAAAGACCCAGAAGAACCAGAAAGGAACCUCUUCUCCAUCACCUCUAGCCUUGAUGGAAGUUAAAACAGAGACUGUGCAAUCUGAAAAACUCUCUUACACCCCAGAGUUAAAUACCAAUACACCUGACUCCAGAUUAGCUCUAUCCCAGAAGAAACAGAGUCUGACUCAGUCAAAGGGCCUUAAAUCUGACCUUAGAUCAGCCAAAGUCAACUACUCUAGUCCCACAGAGCCCAAUGAGCUGACCUGUGAUGUGGGGGAGAGGGGUGAUGUGGGGGAGGGCUCGCGACCGUGGAGCCCAGAAUCAUGUCAGAAAGACACAAAGUUCAGUCAGUUUAUGACUCUGAGAAUGCAUGAGAACGGGCAUCCUGAUUUUAAUGUUGAGGACUCUGAUACGGAUCCGGGCGACUCGUCGGAUGACUCGGAUUCCGACAGUGAUGAAUAUGCCGAGGAAGAAGAGGAGGAAGCGGGUGACAUUGAGACAGUGGAGGAGAGGAGACUGGGCGUCACCGUCACUCAGAUGAGGACCGCUGUCAAACACACACAACAAAACAGUCAGGAUGGUGAAACGGCACCAAAGGAAAUGCGUCAGAGGGAAAAGAGAGAGGAGCAGGGGUCUGGGUCUGGCGAGGGAAGGGGUCGUAUGAACCGUACCCUGUCGGAGAGGUUGCGUCGCGGCGAGCAUCAGAAACUCUUCACCAGACUCAAACAGGUGCUGUUCAUGGAAAAACUGGACCCCAAGGUCUCGAAGCUUCACCUCCUUUCACAAGCUCUGAAGGAGAUUCGUACCCUGUCAGUGGACUCUGAGUCUCUGGAGGAGAAGAAAAGGAUGCUGACUGAGAUCCAGUCUGUCUAUGUCAAGGAGAUGACAUACAUUUCUGGGAAGCCAGAGGAGCUGGUCAAGGCCAAGCUGAAGGAGAUCUGGGAGAAGAAGAGAGCUCUGGCUGCCCAGAGAAGAGCAGAUGUGCCCUCUACCUGCCAGCUCUCAUCACCCGCCUCCACCCCUAGUCCCAACACCCUGACAGUGUCCCAGUUGUCUCGGGCUAGCUCUCUGGAUCAGGCAGGGGCAGCUAGGGGCUCUGUGAAACCAGUGGCUGCUGUUCUACGCACCAAAAGCGGCAAGAUCAUACUUCCUGCUUCCAUACCAGCAGGAGGAGCGGUCUACACAAUGAAGGUUAUGAAGAAACCAACAGUCACCUCCCUCUCCACCACCACCAACGCCACCUCAGCUGCCAAGGAGGCUGUGGAGAAGGAGAGCGCUGAGGAAAAGGAGUGUACACCCCGGAUUAUCCACCCCUCUCAGCCCCUCUCGCAGACCCCUAGCCCACAGUGCUCUGCGUCUGCCACUGACCCUAAGAAGAAGGACCAGGGUAGAGUGUCUGGGGAGGCUGAGCAGUUCUCAGACAGCCCAGCAGAGGUGAGGCCAGAGGUAGGUAAGGAGGAACCACAGGCCCCUGUCUGUAAUGGAUCCAUGGAAGAAGAGACUUCCAUAGAGAAGGACAACAUAUCAACUCCUACAGAGAAGAAGUCCCUUAACAGAAAACCUACUAAUCAAGUUUUUAUUGAUAUGAAGUAUCCCCUCGUGGACAGCGCGCCCCUAAACAGUGCCAUCUGGAGGCCAUUGGAGAAACCGCAGGCGGUGGGUGAGCGUGAUCCAGGACGCUGGGGCUUGUCUCUGACCAAGGGAGAGGCAGCCGUACUGGUGAAGGCUCUCUCUGAACACGAGGGCAUAGUAGUGGGGCGGAAUGGAAAGGAUAGUAUGGUCACACCGACGCGCAAGGAUAACCUGGUCCAACACAAUGGAAAGAAGAGCUCUGUGACACUGAAGGGCAAGGAUAACCUGGUCCAACACAAUGGAAAGAAGAGCUCUGUGACACUGAUGGGCAAGGAUAACCUGGUCCAACACAAUGGAAAGAAGAGCUCUGUGACACUGAAGGGCAAGGAUAACCUGGUCCAACACAAUGGAAAGAAGAGCUCUGUGACACUGAAGGGCAAGGGUAGCUCAGUCACACAGAAAAGAAAGGAUAGCUCAGAACUACAAAAAGAACAGGAUAGCACAACGUCUCAGAAAGAAACUAAUAGCUUGGUCCCACAAAAGGAAAAUUAUAGCUUGAUCACUCCGACAGCAAAGGACGGCUUGGUGACAUCAAAGGAAAAUGAUUGCUUGCUGACACAGAACGGAGGGGGAGGCUUGGCAGAUGGCUUGGAGGCUCCAACUGUGAAGAGAACACGACGACCGCCACGCUUGGACAUUAAAUCCCCACCAACUGAACAUAUCACUACUACCCCUGUGGCAACGACUGAGGGUAGCCCAGCCAACGUUACACAAGCCACGGGUAGUACCCGUACCCCAGUGUCUCGACCUGGGGGUAUUCUUGUUACUAACACUGGGGAUGGUGAAAACCAACUAACCCCACAGGAACCUACGAGGCAGGGUAGGACUCCUAAAGUAGGAUGGGUUGGGGUUACUACUAGUCCUGUGGUGAUUACUGGGCCUGGAGGUAGCUCUGCCAAAGUGACUCCAGCUGCGGGUAGCCCUGUGAAGAGAGCUGCCAGUAGCCCUGCCACUCGGGGUAGGCCUCCUAAAGUACUGAAAGCUGGAGAUAGCCCUAGCCUGGCCCCUGGAACUCGGGCUGGGUUAAGCCCUGUGGUGAAGACUGAUGGCAGGGCAGCUGGACAACCCGAGCUACAGUUAAUAGCUCUGCAGCAAUGACUAAAGGAAGCCCGGGUAAAACACCACAGGCUGUGGGUCGGCCUGGAACACGGCCUGUGACCUGCUCUGUUGGUGGGAAGAGGACGAUGAGGUCUGACAAGGCCUAGUGGAGCUGAGACUAAGGCUGCAUUUCCACACUACCUCCAUUGGUGCAUCUCAAUACAGUGUGGCUCAGUUGGUAGAGCAUGGCGCUUGCAAAGCCAGGGUUGUGGGUUUGAUUCCCGCGGGGGACCAGUACGAAAAUGUAUGCACUCACUACUGUAAGUCGCUUUGGAUAAGGGUGUCUGCUAAAUGACUAAAAUGUAGAAAUGUACAGUAGUUGUCUACCUCGUUUCCUCUCCCUUCACUCCAAUGAUGAUGCAUUUCAGCCUAGUUCCAACCAGAGGAACAAGGGAAUCAUACUCAACACGUCACGUCAACAGAUGUCAUUUACUUACUGUCUUUAAAGGCUGCACUCAGGUCCAGAAAUCCCAUUGAGACCGCCACAUGUGCCUGUUCACAAAUCCAAAGGACCCUGGACAGUUAUGUUUGUGUGAGUUAACCCUGUCUCAGCUUUAGUACUCAUCUGCCUGCCUACUUGUGAAAACACAACAAAGCAGACAAUGAUUUACACCUACAGGACAGUCAGUUUUCAGAACAUCUCUAGUCAUUGAGCGAAACGUUAAAUGAAUGAACUGUAUUACAUGUAUUGAAGGUUUGGCUGCUGUUUGAGUAGUUGUACAUGGGACAUUAGCCCCAUGUUGGGGUGAAUGUGGGAUGUCCUACUUUUUUGGUGAAGUCAAUAGUUAUUAUGUUGUAGAAAGUUGAUUACUUGUGCUAUUUAAUAAUCAAACCCCUGUAAUUGUUGAAGAUAAGUUCAAGGGAAGGUCUGUACAAAAAUAAUGAACAUGUAUGACCACAAAACAGGUCAAUUACUUUCUGGUCCAUUUUUGAAGUUACCAAUAGGCCCUAAUCUUUGCAGCUGAAAAUCAUUGAUUUCAGAUACAACAUUCAUGUGUUUGUUCAUGUCAAAAAAACACUGUAAAUGUUAUUUCUAUGCCACUGUAAAGACUAUGUAUUAUAGCUGCGAUUUGUUGUGUCCAGUCCUUUUAAAUACACUCUUAAUUUCAUUACCAGGCUUUUAGGAGUUCUCAUAAUUAGUACUUUUAAGUCUUUAGCAAAUAGAAUCUCUACUAUUUAUUUUAUUAUUUCUACACAGUCACAACCAUGUUAAAUAUUUUAAUGUGCCUUAUGAAUUGCUUCCCUGUCUGUUUUACAAUAGUACUCCUCGUUCAAUGAUUCUCAUGUCUGAUUUUUGACGAACUUAUGCAUAACAUGUCAACAUUUUUGUUAUGACAUUUGACAUUUGUUUCAAUUUUGUGUGUCAAAAACAAUCACGAUUAAAGCCUAGUGUGUGUGUGUGUGUGUGUGUGUGUGUGUGUGUGUAUAUACAAAUACUCUUUCUAAAUGUUUGUCUGACUUGAGUGUUGAAUAAUGCUCCUCAAUGCAUUUUUUUGUAAAGAAUUGACUGCUAUGUCAGUCACUGAGAUGUGCUGGCAAGAUACUGUGGCCUUGAAAAUGAAUUAAACCGUAUACAUUU